Carassius gibelio (silver crucian carp) is the source of this 2869-nucleotide messenger RNA. It is a transcript of the gene b3glcta, whose product is annotated as beta 3-glucosyltransferase a. Gene Ontology annotation, molecular function: acetylglucosaminyltransferase activity. NCBI's taxonomy places the organism in Eukaryota, Metazoa, Chordata, Actinopteri, Cypriniformes, Cyprinidae. The coding region runs from base 1036 to 2526 and encodes 496 amino acids. The record is from RefSeq and is a predicted model, not a curated record. Gene Ontology annotation, cellular component: membrane. The transcript is spliced from 15 exons.
GAGCUCGGAGCGUCGGGUGAAGUUGCUGUGGUAACCGUAACGUUACUAGAUUACGCUAUAAGGAUUAAAAACACAAAUGUAUGAUCUCCAGUAUAUUUUAAAGGCAUCUAGAGAUGUAUUAACGUUAUUUGUUUGUCGCGACUGUUUACUUUUUAUUAUUAUUUUUUUUUAUUCUAUAUUUUCUUUCAAAUGACCACAGUUCAAUAUUCUUACGUUGAACGAAUCUGAUUUCUAGUCAUUUUAUCAUUAUCUAGACACAUUUAGUGGUGUGGUCAUACAAAUGUUCACUUUUUAAAAUGUGUUUUCAAAUCGAUUAACGUUAGUUUAACAUUUCAGUGUCAGUUCUCACAAAUCUAACAACUGAAUCGUUUAUUUGGCAAGGAGUUUAAUGUGGUUCGGAGGGUCGAACGUUUACUUUUUUUAAUUCUACGUUAUAACAUUGUUCUUAAAUGGACCAGUUAAGUUAUAUAUUUCCGUGUCAGUUCACAUAUUUCACGAGAAGAAAACACUUCAUAAAUGUAGGCUAAAGGGUGAUAGCCGCGACAGUUUGAAAUGUAAUUAAUCUAAAUAUUAUAUAACAAUAUACCAUUCAGUAUUUCUGUAAGAUUGCGUUUUUAUGUAAUAUAUUGGGUUUGUGAUCGAAAGUGGGAUUCAGGUUAACAUUUUAAAGUUUAUUUCACGACUGAAGCUAAAGUAUGAUCGUUUACGCGUCCUGUCAUCUUUUGCUUUAUUUCAUUUAAAGUGAAUGAAGCUGUUCUGUUGUUGGAUUAUCAAAUUUUGUGAACUAUCCCUAUAAAAACAUUUUAAUCACGCUUGUUCUGCAAUAUCACAGAAGCACUGCCCCUUUUGUAGUAGUUAGCGAUGUGGCCACUAGAGAGCGCAGCUGAGACGCGCUUUCAACAGGAAAUGUCCUCGCAAAACAAAGCUGGGCAAUGAUCAGCUCGCACAGCAGUGUUGGAUACAGCAUCAGAUUCAGUGCAAACCCUCUGCUACAGCACAUUUACAGCGAGCUGGCAGCCCGCGCUUCUUCCUACUAUGCUUUCCAAAAACUCUCAAAACGGAUACAGUGUUGCCCGAUAUUUCUUGCUUUGGUCGCUCGUGCCCCUCAUCACUGCAAAGGGAAAUGUCAUGGAGAGCCCAACAAAGAUCCAUAACGCUGACAAACCUCCCUCUGAGACUCAACUGGACUUGAGAGAAGUGGUGUUUGUCAUCCAGAGCCAGAGGAACUCUUUCCAUUUGCAGCAGGCAGAGAAACUCAGAAAAGACCUUCUGCUGCAGGCACAAGCUCUUCAAGAGAGUCCCCCUGUCAUCCUGCUUCUGCACACACUGACAGACAAUGAGGGAGACUGGAGCAUUCUCCCACUACUGCCUCAUUUAUCAUCACUGUUUGGCAAGAACUCGUCUUGGAUCAUGUUUCUAGAGGAGGACACCAGAGUGAAACUUCAUAAACUCCAAGAAGUCCUCCAAAGAUUUGACUGCAGAAAAGAGUGGUUUCUUGGUAAGCCUCUGCAUGAUGAGGAGUCCACCAUCAUCCAUCAUUAUGCUUUCUCUGAAAACCCUGCGGCUUUCGAGUACCCAGACUUCUCUGCAGGAUGGGUUCUUAGCAUCUCUCUGAUCAACAGUUUGACAAGCAAAAUAGAAGAGGAGCCAUUAAAAUCGGACUUCACCAUAGAUCUGAAACAUGAGGUUGCACUGUACAUUUGGGAGGAUGGAAAGGGACCUCGUCUGACAGGGGUUCCAGAACUUUGCACGCUACCAGAGCACAAUCCAAGAGCUCAACACUGUGCCACCACUGUCAGCAACCAUUCACCAGUGUGUGACCAGCCUGUUAAGAGCGACAGCAUCUUUGUAGCAGUGAAAACUUGUAAGAAGUUCCAUUCCGACAGAGUUCCUGUGGUGAAGAAAACAUGGGCUAAACAAGCAUCUCUGCUGGAGUAUUACAGUGAUUAUGCCGAUCCUUCUAUACCCACCAUUAAUCUGGGAGUGCCAAACACAGAAAGGGGUCACUGUGGGAAAACAUUCGCUAUCUUGAGGAGAUAUUUGAGCAGUCAUGUGCCCAAGACCGAUUGGCUGUUGAUUGUGGAUGAUGAUACUCUUAUAAGCUUGCCCAGACUGCAGGCCUUGCUGAGCUGCUAUGACUCCAGUGAGCCGGUGUGUCUGGGAGAGCGUUAUGGGUAUGGACUGGGACAGGGAGGAUACAGUUACAUCACUGGUGGUGGGGGGAUGGUGUUCAGUCGAGAGGCUGUGGUCCAGCUGUUGGCGAGCGGCUGUAAGUGCUACAGUAAUGAUGCUCCUGAUGACAUGGUUUUGGGAAUGUGUCUCAAUUCUCUACGAGUUCCUGUCACACACAGUCCCCUCUUCCAUCAGGCUCGUCCAGAAGAUUACUCAAAGGAGUUUUUGGCCCACCAGACCCCCAUUUCCUUUCACAAACACUGGAACAUAGACCCUGUUGCGGUUUUUAACAAGUGGUUGCUGAACAACAGACACACAGAAGGACUACAGAAAAGCACUAAGGAGGAAUUAUAGUGUCUGCGUUUGUGUGUGUGCAUGUGCGAGAGUAGUAAUGUGUGUAUGUCUGAUCUGUGUCAUUCUAGUAUGUUUUCUAUAUUGUGAAUCUUGCACAAACAUGACUGAAAGGGUGCCUUCUGGUCUGUAUGAAUGUCCCUAACAGUGUUUUCUUGGGAGUUGCAUGUCUUAAAUGUAUGUUGGAGAAACAUUUCUGAAGUAUUUAUAUUACACGAUUAUCAUGACCUAUUCAAGGUUAUUUGUAGGUUUAUUUUUAAACACUUUUGUUUUCUAAAAGAUUUGAAUUAUGUGUGAAUUAUAAUAAUUGGAAUUUAUGAUAAACUUUAAAUCCUGUUGCCUUAAA